Pelobates cultripes (western spadefoot toad) is the source of this 12326-nucleotide messenger RNA. The record is from the annotation of a GenBank genome assembly. Lineage: Eukaryota; Metazoa; Chordata; Amphibia; Anura; Pelobatidae.
GGUAUGUCUUUUUCACGGGGUAUGUCUUUCUGAUAGAACAGGUCGCUGUAGCUCGGGUACGAGCGGCGGUAGUGCGGCAUGCAGGAACUCACUGUGCUUCCGCUUCCUGUUGUUGGCAGUAUCAGUACACAGAGCGGCAGCAUGGCUCCGGAGCGGGAGCAUGGCUCCUCCAGUGAGGGGGAAGAAGAGGCGCCCGAAGAACUUACAUUCCAGACCGCAAAGAGCCAGGCGUUGGAGAGCGCCAGGAAACGGCAGCAAGAAGCCAGACGGUAAUAAUAGCUAAUAGCUGGGAACCAUAACUCGCUAUAAUACCCCCCACCUCUCCCCCCCACAAUGGCAGAGAUACAGUAACCGGUCACUGACCCCCCACCUCCCCAACAUCAGUGAUAGAGCCUGGCAGACAUUGACCAGUCACCGACCCCCUCCUGUGGCAGUGAUAGAGCCUGGCAGACAUUGACCAGUCACCGACCCCCUCCUGUGGCAGUGAUAGAGCCUGGCAGACAUUAACCAGUCACUGUAUCUGUUGUAUUCCACAUGGCAUUCAUUUUAUUUACAUUGUGAUGUUGGUCUGUGUGUACAGUUGAUAAUUCUGGAGUUAAAUGUGACUCAGUCUCUUUUGUAAACCAAUUUUAUGUUUUGGGCUAAUUGUGACAAUCUUGUAGAUUGUAAAUAUUUUUUGCACAACAGACUUUAUAUGUUUUAAUAUCUAUAUCCGUAUUAAAAUCGUGCGUGGUGCUGCUCAACGUCUAAUGUAUCCACCAGUUUAUAAUUUUACCUGGGCAAUCUGAGCACCCACAUCGCAUCUAGUCUUUUUCUGAAGGACAAGCCCGAUGUUUCUUUAGAAGAUAGCACAAAUAAUCCAGGGCCACAUUCCGUUGGCUGAGAGAACUCAUCUGGCAAUUUCAUUCAAUGAGCACAGUCCUGCGUGGCCUUGCAUAGAACUACAGGGUUAGUUGGCUUCUCUUGCUGGAAAAGACCAAAAUCAAGGGCUGCAGUCACUGUAUUUGUCAUCGAAAGCGCUGCGGAAUUCGAUGGCGCUAUAUAAAUAACAUAAUCCAGGUAAGUUGUCAAAUCUUAAUGUAACGGUUUGACUUCUUCCCAUGGGAUGCUUCUGCAUUUGUGCGAACAUAACCACUACAGUGGGCUCUAGUGGUUAUGGGACCUCAAGUGUUACUUUAAUUCAGCAGAUGGUAGACAACAAUUUAAUUACUACCACAUCUUUUAUACUCUCCAAAAUAAUUACAGCAUGGCAGUGUCUGAUUCCUCUGCAUGAUAACUGCUUAAGAGAAAUGUAUGGAUUUGGGUUGUCAUUGGAUGUAGCAGAUGGCACUGGGCUGUCCUGCAAAUGUCUGUGAAAGAAAUGCAUUCGUGUGAUCUGUUAGUUUCCUAUGUGUUCUAAAGCCUUGUAUUCUUGUGAUUGUUCGGUAGUUUCGUUCCCUUAGUUUAUUCGAAUGAAACUACCGAACAACCAGACCUCCCCUGUGUGAAGUGUGUCCUCAAUUACCCGUUGCAACAUUGUUGCGAACGGGUAAUUGAACAGUAAGUAGCCGUCCUUUGUUCUCGGGGGUGGCCGCCAUUCGACAAACGAACACGUGGCGGCCAUUUUAAAACUCCCGAACAGCGGUGUUUAGCCGUCGAGUGUCUGGAACUAAAAUCGGACACUCGAGUAGGCGAACACCGCUGAGACCUCCACAGCCCUGGUCCGUUCGGUUCCAAACUACCGAACGGCCCCUCGUUCGGUAGAUAGAGAAUACCGAACGAGGGGAUUCAGGCGAACCCUCCCUAGCCUCUAUAGCUAGAGGUUUUCGUGUAUUUUAUUCCCUUAUGCCAGGACCGACCGCAGGGCCCAUUCACAUGGAACCGAAUUCGGCUAUCUCAGUUCGUGCGGUCGGUCAUUUUAUUCCCUCCAUACUUUUCCCGAACCCCUGGUCUGAUCUGGGUGGUUUUUGGAUAUGUUGUUCACCCAGAUCAGGGCUACCAGGGGAUGUAGGAUUUAAAGAGGUACCCCUACGUUUAGGGGUACAUCCAGAAACGGGGGGAAUUGGUGUACUGGAUAAGGGGAUUAUGAUGCUGGCGGAGGGGAGGAGAUGUGUGGGAGGUUACCAGGACAGGAUUGGCUACUGUAAUAAUUACUGUAAUCCCUCCCUUGCAUGGGAGCAUGCUUUAUAAGGAGACUGUGAUUAAAGGCUUGUCAGUUCUGCUCCUGAAACUGUGUGUCGUCCAGUUAUUGGGAUUGCUGUGGGGAAGUUGCUGUUAUUUUACCUGCUGGAAACUUUGCCUAUGGAUUUAUUAUUUACUUGUUCCUGAGCCUCACUUGGAUUAUAAGCGGAGACAACCUGGGGAAUAUUGCAUCUCCGCUACAUUGGACGUUUUCUAUUACUUUUUGUGGGCUAUUAUAAUACAUGUUCCAUGGAGCCUGCUUACAACUCAUUAAUAAGUUAGUGGUUCAAAUUUGAAAUUACGCAAUGGUGGGAUAAAGCGGCUCUUUCACCAAUAACAUAGCCAUGGGGGGCAGGGAAAGGUGGGAUUUACUAACAUAAAUCUGCCUAUGGAGAGUCCAUAAGACCCCUGCAUCCUCCAUAGAAAGAGAUUUGUUUGUUUUAUUUUUUCUCUUCCCCUACACUUUUCACUAGUGACAGCUAGGGUAAAUGAUAAGCUUGUCAAAAGCUUUUUGUUGAGCAGAUGAAAAAUACUGCAACAAAGUAGUAACUACUUUUUCUCCCUAGAUCUUUUGACUUGGUUUGCCUUUCAGUGAAAUUCCAACACAGUCAAUCUGAGUAUUUCAUAAAGAUUCAAUCGUUAUGAAAUGCUCAUUUUUGAUAUGGGGGUGUCAGAGCCGUUUUAAACAUUAGGAAUUAUGUAUAUUUUGUUAUUGUUUUUCAUAGGUUUUCAAACUAAAAACAGUACACAAAAAAAAUGAAUCUGUGUUUUGUAUUGUUUCACAAUAUAGCGGUGGACAGUUAUUUUAUGUCACACCUUUUUCCAUAGAAAUGUGCACAUGAUUUGGCUCUUUAUUGACAGCCGUUUUUAAAUGAAAAAUGCUUUUUAAUACCUUUAAUAAUUGUUUGGGGUAAGAGUUUUAUUGCUAAAGCGUGCGGCAAGCCGGUAACAUGACCCUUGUAUAUAAAUUAUGUGUAUUUUCUCUUUGAUAGAGAAAAAGCCCUGUUAAAAGAGAAGAGGAAACUUAAGGAAGAAAGGUUUAAAGAACAAAAGGUAUGUUCUUAAAUUUGAGUUUAUGAACUGGUGCAUUACCUUUGAACAGUCAAGUGUGUAUUUAAAUUAAUAUUCCGUGUGGGGCUUUCACUUUUAGAGAAGUAGCUUGUUCAUUAAAAUCAGUGUUUUCAGUGUGUUCUGAUUUGCACACUUGUUCUGGUUUUCAUUAAUUCUACAUUGUUGCUGCAAAUAAUGAAGUGCUAAUGUUUUUAGUUGCACAUUGUCAAUAAACUUUUUUAAAAUUCUUUUUAUUUUCUGUAGAAAAGGAAAUUGCUCUCCAUAGAAAUCCUUCAGGAUUUAACUGCACUUCCAGAGCAACAGUGAGUGAAGUACCUUUUGUAAAAUGUAUUUUUAAAUCUAAAAAUGUCUCCAUUGCAUUUAUGUGCACUAUUUAGGUAUGUGAUCCAUAUUUGCUAUUAAAAAAAUAAAUCUUUGCAUUUUUGUGUUGAUACUGGUUCCAAUCACCAUGUUUUUGGUUGUGAAUUGUUGUCAUAAAACUAUACUCAGUGGUGGAGUUUGGCAGUCCAGCACCGUCAUUUGGGUGCCUUGGUCUAUGUAGGGUUUCACAACCUGAACAGAGUGCCAUUUACCCACUAGUUGUGUGGAAUAUCAUAUGCACCAUACUGUGCUAGUAUUCUAUUCAACCAGUUGGCAAACUGCCUUUCUUAACCGGUUGUUUAAUAACCUCAUUCUUUUACUCCCACGUUAUAUUUAAAGGGUACUUCGGACCAUUAAUUCUUUGUAAAAUGGAAAAGGGGACACACUCAUUACACAAAGUUUGGAUUUCAAUAAAAAUGGGCACUUUUCUAAAUUAACCUUGUUACACCCCCAUGGCUUUCCAGCAUGCAACAGGCUAUGCUACUUCAUGGUUGUUUAACUCAUUGGAGCAAAAUCCAAGAAACCGCAAUAGCUCAGAGCACCGACCUUGCAAAGACUUGUCAUUGAGUUGCAUUGGGAAGUCUAUGAUUGACAACUACAGAAAGUUUGGGCUGAGGCGGAAAGGUAUCACUUAAAUAUGUUUGUUUUAUCUCCAGACUAGAACAUUCUGAAGACAAAGAAACAUUUCAGGAAGAAGGUAGGUUAGCAUUAUCUAACUUUUUUUUCCCUUUACAUUUAAUCAAAGAUAUCUUACGAACAUAAUUUUGAAAGACUUAAAGGAACACUCUGGGCACUAUAACAACUUUAUAUCAGUGGAGUCGUUAUGGUACCUGGAGGUCCUGAGUAUCAUGUUAAGAAAAAUACAGUUAUUUAACUGCAGAUUGUUUUGUUAUAGAUGAUAGUCAACCAAAAUCUCAAACCAACAAGAAGCUUGAAAAGAAAUUGCGUCCUAAAAAAAGGUAAUGUGGUCUUUGAGUACCUGCCUUACUUUCUCUCAUAAUUGCAUAGUGGUGCUGAAUAUGAUUGCACUUUAUAAAUUCUAGUAGUAAUAAUUUAUAUGCUUUUAGGUAACCGUCACUCUAGCAUUGUUAUUCACUAAAGUGAGAAUUCAAAGUGAAUUUAAAAUGUAUGGCCAAGAUAGCCAAACUGGGAAUAUCGUCUAAGCUUUCUGUGGUUUUCAUUCCGUUAUCCAGGCUAUAAAUGUAAAAGUCCCAUGUUUAGAGGGGCCUGCAUCAUAGAAUAGAACAAUGUAACCCAUGUACACCUGAAUGAGUCCAACUAUUCUGGUUGUCUGAUAAUGCUUUAUUUUUGUAUAGACAUCUUCCCUUUUAAAUAAGCUUGUGAACACAGAGGUGUCCUCUCACUCAACCACAAUAACCCAUUUGUUACUAAAGUUUGUACAAUCGGCUGACAGCAGUUUCAGUUAUCUUUUUAGGUAUUGUCUUUAUCCUUUUUUGUACCAUACAUAAUGGCACAUUGAUAAACAAAAUGAAUAUUUAUAAUUUGUGAAGUGGUUGUAUAAAACUGGCCCAUUAAUCUUUAUUACAUUACUUUAGUGAAUAAUUAUGUAAAUCUUUCAAAGAGAGGAAUACAUUGAGUCACUAAUUUGUUCUUAGGUGGUGGUAUUUUGAGAACAAGUUGAAAUGUGCCGAUCCAACAGAGGUGUGGUAAAUACUCAUUGUACCGCUAUCCUUCACUGCCUUAUCUUUUUACGUACUUUACAAAAAUAGUAAUUUAUUUGAGCAUUAAUUUGUGAAUAUUUAAAAUAAAACCUUUGGUAUGGCACAGACAAUUUGUAUGUUCCCUUGUUGUCCAUAUGGGGCAUUAUCUCUUUUGAGGAGAUUGGACAAAACGUUUCCAUUGAUAAAGCCGAAAGAUCUGAAUAUGUACGUGUUGUGCAAUGCAUGUGUUAAGAAUUAUUUGAACUGCCUUUUAAUACAAGACCAACAAAUACCGUACUGACUCAACUGUCCGCAAAAGUGAGUCACACAAAGCCAACCGGUAACACGUGCUAUUCCUAUUUGGUAUCUUCCUACCCAUAAACUAAUUUUAUGAUUCAAUGGGAGACAGAGUUAGCAUUCUCUUUUGAAAUUAUAACCUGGUAUAAGGUCUUGAAUACUCUUAAAGGUAUUACCUGUUGUACAAACCCUCUAGAAAAUCAUACAAAAAUUGUCUACAGACAAUUCUCCAGAUGUCUUGCAAAAAUGUACUCUGGCACAUCAGAUUUUUGCUGGAUCAGCAGGAACCAUCGCUCCUGAAGAUCUAACCAUUUUUUGGAUUACAUAGGCAAAAUAAUACAAUCGUUCCUCUGCUUGGACCAUUUGACUCCACAAAUGUGGCCUCCAGAGUUCCUAAAAUUCCCAAAUUUUGAUAAAGCUUGUACUCUAAAAUUGUGCUAUUGGACGUCUGGUACUAUACCUUCUAAAAAAAAAUGUGAUAGGCUAUCAACUAGGAAUAGACCAAUAACUAUAGCCUAUAUUCAGCAUUUUACAGAUUAUCGGUAUCAGCCCUGUAAUUUACCAAUUUUACCAGAACAGAUAUCCCUUGUAUUGAGAAAAGCUGUACGUAAAUCCUCCAGGAUUUUUUUUUAGCAGACAAAUAACCAGAAUGGGAAAAGGAAAUGGUUUUAGCUUCUAGACCAUACUACCUUUUUUAAUUCUAUCUCCCACCAUACUGCAAAUAACCUUUCUCCAAGGCAUGCUCAUGGCAAACAUUAAAAUUGUUCCUCCCAGGAGAAGGUAAAUUCUUAUACGAACUCCCUCUUAUUAAUUACAGACUUCAAAACAACUAUAAUGUAGUGCGCCUGGAAGAUUACAAUCUGCUAAAUGUGCAGGAAGAGAAAGCAAAAACAUUUAUUCAGAAGACGUUGUAUGGGAAAUGGAAGAACAGGACAACAGGUAAACAGCUGAAUUUUAUUUAUGUAUUCUUACUAUAAUAAUAUUUGGUCUAAACUCAGCAAUGAUUUAAGUGAAAAAAAAUAAAUAAAAAAAAAAUUAUAUAUAUAUAUAUAUAUAUAUAUAUAUAUAUAUAUAUUUUCCCUUCAGAUUAGAGGCAGUGCUUUACAACUGGGAUUUCAUCACCUGAAGAAAAGGCAGGCAAUCUCCCAAACCUUUGAAGAACCUCCACCAAUUAACAUUUGGCCUUAUAAAUUGCUUCCUACCCAAGACAUCCCAGGAGGGUGUCAGGUUCAGGUUUUCUCCCUAGAAGUAUGGUGAGAGGGCUGAGGCGCUGGAGGCUCUACUUCUUUUAAAUAAACUUUUCAGAGAUCAGCCAGGGAUAACACACCAGGUGGCUGUAUCGCCCCGGGUUGUAUUACUUCCGUCUAUACCGUGCCAGGCAGACAAUGGUGCGCAUUUGGGCACUAGCUUCGAAGUCCUGGUGGUGAAACACUCGUACAGGUUACUUUUAUUCCCACCGUGGAAUCACGAAAUGCAGGACAUGCGUAAUGCGAUUUUAAAAUUCAGGCGCCAAUAUCUUUAUUUUUUUCUCUCUGGGGUCAAGAUGUUGGUUUCCAGGUCUUAGAGAGGCUGUUUACCCAGCAGCAACUAACUGUUGCCAGGUGCACUCAGAAUCUGUUGCAAGUGUGUUCUCACCAACCUCCAACACACUCUGAGGACAUUUAAGGUAAGCCUUUUUGCUUUAUCUUAAAUGACUCUAGCCUGAAUAAGUUAAUUAUCUGUGCUGCAAGAUGGAUAAGCUAAAAAAAGUGCCAAUGUUUUUAAGUUGGAGAGUUUUUAGCUUCUCAUCACUUAAAGAUUAUUCCUAAAAUCUUAAAACAACUGGUGCUUUAAAAGUGUAAGCACUUAGUAGAUCGGACCCAUAAUAGAUUCUUUGGUUUUCUUCUUUUAAAAAUAGGUUAUUCUUUGAGUAAAGCCUAUAAAGGGUAUUAGAUAAGAAUAUACUUUUACAUAAUUCUGUUGGUAAAUUUAAGUUUCCUUUCUGGCUCAAAAUAGCUGCUACACAGUGAUUAGUUAAUAUGGGUCUCAACAGUCGAUCUAAUUGCUGCAACAGGCUCAGUAAUUAAGUGAAGUGUUCCAGUGGAAUAUAUUCACAGGAGCAAGACCCGUAUGACCAUUGGAGGAUUAUCCUCUGUAUGUUAUCCUUAGGAGGCUAAAAUUUAAUAUCUGGUUUUGGUUAAGUUAAUAUACUGUUGUAGCAGAUGGAUUCUUUAAAUGCCAGGAUCCUAGCCGCAGUGUUUAUUUUCUUAAAACAUGCAGUAGGCUUUUAGCAAUUGCUGUAGACAAAGCUCUGUUGCAAUUAGCAUUCUAACCACCUCAACUAGUUUCACCUGAUAUCGGUUUCUAAAAAGGCAGUCUGUUUUUCAGCUGGGGCAGAACUUUUCCUGUGCUUCACUCCAUGGUUGCACAUUUUAUGUUUUGUCUUAAAUUCCAAGUCCUAUGUCAGUUACAAAGACAGGUUUGAGUUAACUGACUGUUGGAAUGGCAUUUUUAAAGAAAAUGCUUCCUAAUAUUGGUUCCUGCAGAGUCUGCAUCAAACAAGUUGAAAUGCAGUUGCAGAUAUUCUUUCUGCUCUAGCCUCUGAUUCCCAAUUACGGUUAAGGAAGGCCUGGAUCAUGGGUAUUGUCUUAUGCAGACAAUAUGAGAUAAGUUAAGGAAUAAACCAAUUAUCUCCAGAGAGAGAGCACAUAAUUUCCCCAAAACUUAGAACACCCCUUUCCCCACAAGGUAUCCCCACAAAUUACAUAUCCCCUGAUAGCCCCGAUCGGUUCAGGGGUUCUGAAAAAGUGUGGAGGGUCCCUUUUACCGACCACACACGCAGCUCCUGCCCAAGAAUUCAGCGCGUGCGGUCGGUCAAUUCACAAAACUGAAAAAAACGAAUAAAAGAAUGGAUCCCCUGGCUCAUAGUAGCGAUUGCUCCCCUUGUCCGUUCACACAGAACUACCGAAUGAGGCUUUCCUGGCUGUUCGGGAAGUAUGAGAAACCGGCGUUCGGUAGUUCGUGAGGUCAAGUGUCUGAUUUUAGUUCCAGACACUCGACGACCAAGUCCCGCUGGCUCUCCUUGUGCGAACAAGAUGGCCGCCAUUUUCUUUUCCACGUGGCGUUCGGUUAUACGAACAGCGGCCGCCCAGGGAGCACUUAAUAGCUAGUUGUCUUUAAAGUAAAUGAGCCAGGAGGGUGGUCGGCGUUCGGUAGUUUUUUAUUUUUUAUUUUCUUCACACUUUUUCCAGAAGAUAAGCGGCAGUGCUCACUCCCCCCCCCCCCCCCAACCAAAUUUUUAUUAGUCUGAGUGGUACGGUUAUUCAGCUUUUGUAAUUUCUGGGGUUGUCUUUGGUAGGAAGUGAUUUAUAAGGCCAAAGGUUAAUUGGGGGAGAUUGCCUGCCUGUUUUUUCCCUCCAGGUGAUGAAAUCCCAGUUGUAAAGCACUGCCUCUAAUCUUCUGGAAAAAUAAAUUUAUGGUAAGUAAAAAUUGUUUUUGUUUUUUUCCCCAUUAAAUCUGAAUCUAAACCAGAAACUUGAUUGCAAUUCAAUUUGUCUAGAUGUGUAUUUUGGCAAUGAACGAACUUAAUUCCUCCCACUAAUUAUCAUUUUUCUUAUUAUUUUAACAGCCAGUGAAUUUUUCUCUGUGUCAAGCAAAAUAGGUGAUGUUAAGAGGCCAGCGGUACAAUUUACCGACAAUACUUGGGGUAUGUAUUUUGUAGAGGUUGUGUUUUUUAUUUUUGUGUUUUUUAGAAUAUUUGAUUCUAAAAAUUCCUCUUGGUUUUAAUAGUACUAGUUUCUAAAUACAUCUAAUCGCUUGUUAAAUGGACACACUUGAGUACUUGAGCAGCAAACGUCAUAGAAUAUCUGGUAGAAGGAGCCAGUUGCCAAUCCUGCUAUUCAACCAUUGCCUGAGAGUGCAGAGUAUCAACCAUUAGCUGAGUGCAGAGUAUCAUUCCUUAAAUGUUGCACAUACUGGGUCAUUCUACCAUGACCACUUCAAAACACUAAAGUGGUCAUGGUGAGUGGAGUAUCCCAAGUAAAAACGUGUAGAACUAGCUCCAACUUCAAUGUCCAUUUACAAUACUGAAAUCCACUAUGUGUGCAGUAAUCAUGAUUUUUUGUAUUGUGUGGUCAUCAUUAAUACAUGAGCAUUGAUGAAGUAUUAUUAGUAUGACAUCCUUUUUGCAUAGUUCAAUGGGAUGGCACUAAUUUUCUGAUUAUCGGUUAGUUAUUCAGCAACGAAGAGAGCCUGCAAUCUGCUCUCCAUGAGGUGGACUCCCAAAAGCCCCUUGCUGUUGCCACCAAGCACUGCUUGUGUGAUAAGCUUAGAAAAGCAGUCUGAACACUGUAUGCACUACAGCUCAUAGAAGUGGUGAUGGUACAUGUAGUCUAUUGACGUCUUCCCUCAGUUUUGUGUGAAACCAUUUGACUAAACUGGAGGUUCUUCUGGCACCUGUGCUCUGGCCGCUCAUGUUUAGCCCUGUACUGCAAAGUGUAAAUGCACCAUUAGGAGUACAGCAGCUCAAAAAUUGAACAGCAGAUACCGUCUGUUGCCUACUAACACCAUAACAAUGACAAAGCCAUAGUGGUUAUGGUGCUUAGACUACUCCUUUAAGUGAGUAUUAUUAAAUAUUAGAACCCUUUUUUUCCUGAGAGAGAUUAGUUUUAAAUGGUGAGAAAAUAAAUGUAAUGUAAAAACUAUGCAUUAUGGUGAAAGGAGUGUGCAAUCCAGAGUAAGUAGUCAAACCAUUUAAGUGCAGUUUGACAACUCUCCUGCCACUGAGCUAAGACUGGCUGUGCAGGGCUGCACUCAUUGGUUGAGAGUGCUCAGCUGAAGAUGUCAGCAAAUGAAUGUGGCCCUGCAGGGCCAGACUUGGAUUGGUGGGGAUAACUUGGAAGUUUGUUGUAGAAGUUUUGGAGACCCAGGUAAAUAACGUGUACCGUGGAAAUGUGUGCAGUAGCGGUUAUGGUGCUUAGGGUGUUCCUUUAGUUUAGACAUGUGGCAGUGCACGCCCUGCUUUUUCUUUCUAUACUUUAUGCUGAUCUGUUCUAGGGAAUUGUCUGUCUUCUGUGAUGUGUGUGUGUGUGUAACUACCUUUUAGUUGGUUAUUGUAUUGUGCAAAUUUGCAGGACGUAAGAGCUUAUAUUUAGAUUAUUUUAUGUUUUGAAAACAUAUUUGGUAAAUGUAUCUCUUCCAAUUAUUUAACUAAAAUAAUCAUACAUUGUCCAACUUUAAACUACCAGUGGCAUACAUCCUGUUUUCAGAAAUUCCAAAGUAUGCAUUGACUUCUUUCAUUUGAAUAUAUUUGAUAUCAUUUUGGGGAAAGUCCUACAUUUGUGGACUGUUUCAUAAAAAAGCAGAUAAAUAUGGAAGCAAAAUAAUGUUUUUCCAUUACUUUUCUUUUAGCGAAAGAUGAGAAAAGAAGGGCAGAAAAGUUCAUGCAAAGUUUUAAAAACCGAAGGAAGAUAUGAAUUUUAAUAAAACAACUUCAAGGAUACAUAAGAAUUCGCAUGGUUGCUGCACAGUGGCCAAAAAUAUAUAUAUUUUUUCCAUGUACUUUAUUUGAAGAUAUGAAACUGUACAAUAUACAUGCAACUACAUAUGCAUGGUACAAAGGAUAAAAUGCCACUCAGCAAAAUGUACAUAAUUACUUGUUUUGUUUUUUCUUUUUGAUUAAAUUGAUAUACUGUAUGAAUCUGUUGCUUCUUACCCCAGUUGUUUGCUUCUCUGUUUAAAGUGUUACUCUAUCCCUUUUGAGGGGGAAACCUUUCCAAUGUAAUAUGCACUAUGGGGAAGGUCCUCCCUCUCAAUUUCCAGUAAAACCUGCAAAUAAAAGGCUUGAACCUUGAGCACCGGGCAAUUUUGCACCCACCUCUGUAACUGGGCUUGUGCGCAGUACACUCAUAGGCUUCUCAUAGAGAAGCCUGUGAUUGAACAAUAUUGCUGGCUCAGAGCGCAUGCGUGUGCUCUGAGCAGGCAAGGGGAUCGAGCCAAUUGUAAAAAAGUUGUGAUCAAAACGUAAACAAAACCUGGAUUUUGCGCUAUGUCUUCAUCCAUAUUUCAAUUCUUUCACAUUACAUGCACCCACACUUAUUAUAUAUCAUUUUGUUCAAAAGAAAUAGGGCUUUAGUGUCACAUCCAAUAUUUAUAUAUUAAACCAAUUUAAUAUAAAUAAAUGUGAGAAAUUGAGAAAAAAAAAAUUUUUUUUUGUCUGCAUGGCAUCUUAACUGUGAAUGUCAUAAUACUGUUUGCUGUUACUGCAAUAAAGUACACAUAGUUUGUAUUCAGUGAUGUCGUACAAGUAAAACAGUACCCCCCAUGUACAGGUUUUAUGGUGUUUUGGAAAGUUACAGGGUCAAAUAUAGCCUGUUACAUUUCUCAGUAUAUACACAUUGAAAUUUGCAAGAUUGGUUAUGUUGCCUUUGAGACCAUAUGAUAGCCGAGGAAUGAAAAUUACCCCCAUGAUGGCAUACCACUUGCAAAAGUAGCCAACCCAAGGUUUUACAAAUGGAGUCCAGACUUUUUUAGCAGCCACUUAGUCGCAAACACUGGUCAAAGUUAGCGUUCAUAUUUGUUUGUGUGAAAAAUGCAAAAAACUAAAGUGAAUGCUAAUUUUGCAACUCACUAGUCUAAUACUAUCCUUACCUUAUUGUGUCACUUUACCUCACUCCAUCUAGCAUGUAAGCUCAUUGAGCAUGGCCCUCAACCCCUCUGUUCCUGUGUGUCCAUCUUGUCUGGUUACAACUAUAAUGUCCAUUGUAAAGCGCUGUGGAAUUUGGCGCUAUAUAAAUAAAA